This is a messenger RNA of Colossoma macropomum (tambaqui), 855 nucleotides long. Its product is annotated as suppressor protein SRP40-like. The record is from RefSeq and is a predicted model, not a curated record. Lineage: Eukaryota; Metazoa; Chordata; Actinopteri; Characiformes; Serrasalmidae. The transcript has 3 exons. Bases 1 to 855 code for a protein of 284 amino acids.
AUGGAGAAACUUUCAUCAGAGAGUGAGGUGGAAGACAGUGGAGCAUUAGAGAAAUCAGAGAGUGAGGUGGAAGACAGUGGAGCAGUGGAGAAACUUUCAUCAGAGAGUGAGGUGGAAGACAGUGGAGCAUUAGAGAAAUCAGAGAGUGAGUGGAGCGUUAGAGAAAUCAGUGAUGUGGAAGACAGUGGAGCAGUGGAGAAAUCAGAGAGUGAGGUGGAAGACAGUGAAGCAGUGGAGAAAUCAGAGAGCGAUGUGGAAGACAGUGGAGCAGUGAAGAAAUCAGAGAGUGAGGUGGAUGACAGUGAAGCAGCGGAGAAAUCAGAGAGUGAUGUGGAAGACAGUGAAGCAGUGGAGAAAUCAGAGAGUGAUGUGGAAGACAGUGGAGCAGUGAAGAGAACAGAGAUGGAGAAAUCAGAGAGUGAUGUGGAAGACAGUGAAGCAGUGGAGAAAUCAGAGAGCGAUGUGGAAGACAGUGGAUCAGCGGAGAAAUCAGAGAGUGAUGUGGAAGACAGUGAAGCAGUGGAGAAAUCAGAGAGUGAGGUGGAAGACAGUGAAGCAGUGGAGAAAUCAGAGAGUGAUGUGGAAGACAGUGGAGCAGUGGAGAAAUCAGAGAGUGAUGUGGAAGACAGUGGAUCAGCGAAGAAAUCAGAGAGUGAUGUGGAAGACAGUGAAGCAGUGGAGAAAUCAGAGAGUGAUGUGGAAGACAGUGAAGCAGUGGAGAAAUCAGAGAGUGAUGUGGAAGACAGUGAAGCAGUGGAGAAAUCAGAGAGCGAUGUGGAAAACAGUGGAGCAGUGGAGAAAUCAGAGAGUGAGGUGGAAGAUCACAAAAGAUGGAUGCAAAAGCAGCAAAGGUAA